Molecule: messenger RNA, 1033 nt
Organism: Mercenaria mercenaria
Lineage: Eukaryota; Metazoa; Mollusca; Bivalvia; Venerida; Veneridae
Exons: 3
Coding region: 500-922 (140 amino acids)
Source: RefSeq, a predicted model, not a curated record
ACAUAUACAAUAGGGCAAGAUCAUAUUUUGUACAAAUAUGAUCAUAUUAAUAUAUUCUCCAGGGAAAACACAUGAACUGGUAAUUUUGAUAUUUAAACUUGAUAAUGAUGCGUGUUUUACAGAAGUUGUUUUAUCUUUAAACAAUAUCAUAUGAAAUGAGAUGGUAAUUAUGAUAAAACAGUUGGUUGUAUUUGCGGAUUUACUAUCAUUUUUACAUCAUUAACUUUUGUUUGAAUUUUACCGUUAACUUAUAGUUCAAAGGUGAACAAAAAAAAGAUCUUAUCAUAAAAUAAGAUACAAUCCUAGCAAUAUUAGUAACAACAGAUCACAAUAUUGUGGUUAUCUAAAAACUGAGCAAAUUGAAAGUUAUUUACUGAACACUUCAGUUCACAUACUUCUAUUCUUAAGAUCUUACUUCCCUGGUUCAACCUGGUAUAAAAUUGUACAAAGAAUUGUAAGAAAAAAAGAUCCAAAUUUUUUCUUGUUGUAAUUUAUAGAAAUGGCAACCAACUUUAGUCUGAAUAUCGGUGAAGAUAUCUCACUUACACUAAUAGAAGAACAACUACUAGGAUGCAAAAUAAUAUAUAUUGAAAGGCAAAAGGUAACUAAGAAACAGAAAAUUGGAAUUGAUUUACAGACAGCUCAAACCAUGAUGGACCUUAGUGGAGAGGUUAAUGAAAUAGUGAACAAAUUUGGGGAUGGAAGUGUAAGUUUUAUCCGAUCAUAUGUAGUCAACAAAGAUGUUCAUAUGAAAAUAAGCACAUGCGGGUCUUCGAUCAACAUAGAUAUUAGAAGAUACAGUCUGAUCAAUGGAAACCUUGUUCCGAUGAAAGUCGGGGUUUCAGAGCCAGGAGUGUACUAUCAGGACUACAUCAACGGACUCCUGGAAAUGAUUCAGGCAAGCAAAAAAUCAGGCGUCUGAAAAUGAAUGUGUAAAAUGUAAGAAGUCGUUUUACUCUAAAUAUACGAGAACCAGGCGAGGACUGGCUGUGAUGAAUGCUGGGGGACAGAUGACAAGUGUUCCCACAACUUU